AUAUUUUAAAAGGAGUGAUGCAGCUUGCGAGCUAAUGCUAACGAAAGAAGUAAAGCAAUAGUCGCAUGUAAGUGACGUGUAUGUGGGCGUUUACAAUAUAUACGGUGGCCAAUCUCAUCAUUGAAAGCGAGUACAUCAGAGGAAACUGAAGUGACGACACAAAAGUCCAGCGUUUCUUUUUUGUCAGCCACCAUUUUGGGAGUCAAAAUAUUCGUGAAAAGCUAACACACCUCCACGGGUUUCGUGGCCUUACUAUGGUUCACACGUGUGUCGUGACUGGCUGUCGUAACAGAAGAACGCUCGGCACCUCACUGUCUUUUUACCGUUUCCCACGCGACCCCGAGAGAAAACAACGUUGGAUUGCAGCUGUAAACCGCGAGGGAUGGGUUCCAAAUGACGGGAGUAGACUGUGUAGUAAUCAUUUCAUCUCAGGUAAACAGGUGAAGAACCCCCGGUCACCAGAUUAUGUUCCUACCGUGUUUGCUGCCCCUCCUCCAUCUCCAGAGAUGAAAGAAACUGGUUCCUUUGAACUUCUAGAUAAGCAGGAAGCCCAAGUGGAGGCGGCAAACGCCUUGCUCUUCCUCCAGGGUCAGGGCAGGGUCAAGUGUGAACUAGGCCAGAGCCAGGAGGACCAUGAAACAGCUGAGACCGCAACCUCAUCUUCCAGCAGCGAAGAAGGGGAGGAGUCAGACCUUUCGAGUGACAGCAAAAGUAGGGGAGGGAAGCCCACCAAAAUGACUGCCACGCCCACCAAGUACGAAGACACCCUCCUGGCCUUGAAGAAGGAGAACCGGGCUCUCAGAGAGGCUGUGGAAAAGCAGUCUCUAACUGAGAACUCCCUCAGGAAUGACCCGGAGAAGGUGAGGUUUUACACCGGCCUGCCCAACUACUUUGUGUUUGAGACGGUCAUGUGGCUCCUGGCGCCGCACAUGGACGGAGCCAAGAACGUGAAGCUAGCCAAGUUCCAGCAGCUGCUGCUAACCCUGAUGCGUCUCCGCCUGGACCUUCGCAACCAGGACCUAGCCUACCGCUUUGGCGUGAAGGUUGGCACGGUGACGAGGACUGUGCACAGGAUGGUCAACAUCAUGUCCAACACGCUGGUGCCCACCGCUGUCUUCUGGCCCUCCAGAGCCGAGCUCCGCAAGAACCUCCCUGCAGCGCUGCGCACCUCCUACCCAGACUGCGCCGUCAUCAUAGACUGCUUCACGGUGACCUUCGAGAAGCCCGCAUCUCAGACCAGCCAACAAGAGGCUGCUGGGACACCGUCUGCGCAAGGGGCAGGGCGCAACACGCUGAAGUACCUGAUAGGUGUGGCCCCGCAGGGCGUGGUCACCUUUAUCUCCAGAGGGUCCCCGGGGGACGUCAGUGACAAGAGCGUGGCGGAGGGGUGUGGCUUCCUGUGUAAGCUCCUACCAGGGGACGUGGUCUUGGCAGAGCGGGAUCUGGAGAUUGGAGAGUCCGUAGCAGCUUGCGGUGCCCUGUUGCAGGUAACGGGGGGCCACGUGGAUGCGUACGACGGGGACUCCUCGCUGGAAGAGGCAUCCUUGGAGAGGCAGAGCGUGCGCAGACACGUGGAGCGGGUCAUCGCCAUGGUGAAGCAGCGGUACGCCAUGCUGGCGGGCCCUGUGGAGAGCUGCUUCAUGGCUGCUGAGCGCACGUCAAACCUGACCACGUUUGAUAAGAUUGUGCAAGUGGCCUGUGCCUUAAACAACCUGUGCAUCUCUGCUGCUCCUCUGGAGUGAUUUUCACUAGAGCUGCUGGUUAUGGGCAGCCUGCACUGUGUAUGGUCUCAUACACUAACAAGUGUUUCCUUCUCUGGAGAAAGAAGCUGUUUUCUGGUUAGAUUAAUUGGUAUGAUUGAAAUGAAGAACAGAGCAUUGCUUUGGCUUUAAUUUUGGACCAGUAUAUGCCUGAUUUUUUUUUUGUAAUUGUGGACGAAGUAUCAAGGACAGUUUCUUCUUUGUUGAGUUGGGCUCAUCAGCCUUUUCAGCUGAUGUGGGUUCUUGGGAUUAAAAAAGAAUUUCCACAGAUAAUGGAGAAUCUGGACCCCAGCUUGCUGGAUCCCGUGUUGCUGAAAGCCGAUAUUUUAACUUAUAACUUGAAGUAGUCGUUUUGAACUAUGACCGUUCCGUGAAGUUACAGCUGAACUGGACAUGCACACAGCCCUCAGGUUACAGUGCCUUAGAGUGUAUUGCUGGCACUGUUGUAAAAAAACAGCCUGAAUUUGUAUUUUUUCCGUUAUACAGAAUGCCUCAAGAUCCUUUCCUGACUCUACUUUGUUAGUAAAAACAUGCAAGAACUCUAAAGAAGCACUGAAAAGUGUAAUAUACUGUCAUUGAAUGCUAUGUAAGAUUUACUUUAUGCUAUGUGUGAUUUCCUACCAAAUAUUUGCUUUUGUAUCAUUUGAAUGGUGGCAGGUUUAGUUGACUUAUGCCUUCUAUACUCUAGAGAUGCUGGGAACUGGAUGCCCUCUGGUGUUGGACUAAUUUGUGUCUUAUGAAAACAUAGCUUUUGCCCACUACCCUUCUUUUGGUUGUAUGUUAUUGUUCACCAAUGUAUGUAGGGCCUACAUAUACCAUGACUAUGAUUCACAAACAAAUUUGUGGUUCACAAAUAAAUGUUUCAUUCAAAGCUU
This is a messenger RNA of Osmerus eperlanus (European smelt), 2635 nucleotides long. RefSeq lists its product as uncharacterized. The record is from RefSeq and is a predicted model, not a curated record. The transcript has 2 exons. The coding region runs from base 255 to 1742 and encodes 495 amino acids. NCBI's taxonomy places the organism in Eukaryota, Metazoa, Chordata, Actinopteri, Osmeriformes, Osmeridae.